This is a messenger RNA of Colletotrichum graminicola M1.001, 2004 nucleotides long. RefSeq lists its product as uncharacterized. Gene Ontology annotation, biological process: carbohydrate metabolic process. The record is from RefSeq and is a predicted model, not a curated record. Lineage: Eukaryota; Fungi; Ascomycota; Sordariomycetes; Glomerellales; Glomerellaceae. Bases 1 to 2004 code for a protein of 667 amino acids. The transcript is spliced from 2 exons.
AUGUCCAACCCCCAGAUCGUAUUCCGCCAAACAACCUUCACGGCCCCGUCUCUCCUCCUCUCCCGCCGCCGUAUCAUUUCCCGCACCACCGUCCAUGCCCAGCUCGACCAGCUCCGCGCCAACGGCCAGUACGACUGCUUCAAGCUCGUAUGGCACCCCAUCUACGACGACAAGUCGCGCUGGCCCGCGCCCCUGCAUCUGUUCUGGGACAGCGACGUCGCCAAGUGGAUCGAGGGCGCCUGCUACUUUCUGGCCGACGAGUACGACGUGGAAGUCGAUGCUGCCGUGCGUGAGCUGGUUGAGAUGAUCCGGGGCGCGCAGCACGACGAUGGCUAUCUCAACGUCCACUUCUCUGUCGUCGAGCCGGGGAAGCGAUGGACUAAUAUCCGUGACAUGCAUGAGAUGUAUAAUGCCGGGCACCUCAUCGAAGCGGCCCUCGCGCACUCGCAAUACUACAGAAACGACCGCCUGAUGGAGCCGAUCGAGAAGUACAUCGCCCACAUCCGCCGACGCUUUGGCCCGGGAGACGGCCAGCUGCGGGCGUACCCGGGACACCCCGAGAUCGAGCUCGCCCUCCUGAGGUUCUACUCGGUGACGGGCCUCCGGGACGCAUACGAUCUCGCCCGCUUCUUCCUCGAAGAGCGCGGGAGCCCCGCGGGCCAGGACGGCAAGCACUUCUACGACUGGGAGGCGGAACAGCGCGACGAGCCGCGGUGGAAACGGCCCAACUCCUGGCCGAUGGACAGGUCCUACUGGUACUGCCAGGCCCACGCGCCCAUCCUCCAGCAGCCCGCCGUGGAAGGACACGCCGUCCGCGCCAUGUACCUCCUCAUCGCCGCCGCCGACCUGCUCAACCUCUCCCAGACGAGCGCGCCGUCGGCGGAGCUCCGACCCCUGGCCGCUGCCGCCGACUGGCUCGCCGCCCUGCGCCGUCUCUGGUCCAACAUGGUCGACAAGAAGAUGUACCUCACCGGUGGCGUGGGCGCCGUGGCGCAGUGGGAGGGGUUCGGCAUCGACUACUUCCUCCCGCAGGGCCCCGACGAGGGCGGCGGCUACGCCGAGACGUGCGCCUCGGUGGGCGUCAUGAUGCUCGCCGAGCGGCUGCUGCACGCGGACCCGACGCUGGACGGGCGGUACGCCGACGUCAUGGAGCUGUGUCUGUACAACAACGUCAUGACGGCCAUGAGCCUCGACGGCAAAGCCUUCACGUACGAGAACCAACUCGCUAGCUGCGCGGCUGCGCCGAGCGAGAGGGAGGACUGGUUCUGGUGCGCGUGCUGCCCGCCGAACGUGACCCGGCUGUUUGGGAGCCUGGGCGGGUACCUGUGGGACUACGGGGGCGGGGAGGGGACGGCGUCGGUGAACGUCCACCUGUACACGAGCGCCGAGGUCAGGUUCCCCGCGGGGGAGGCCGAGGUGACGCUUUCGCAGGAGUCGAACUGGCCGUGGGAGGGCCGCGUCUCGUUCCGGCUCGGGGGCGCCCAAGGCCUCGAGACCAAGAUCCGGCUCCGCAUCCCGGCCUGGGCCAAUGGCGGGUUCACCCUCACGCCCGCGCCGCCUCCCGGGACGUCCGCGCUGGAGAGGGGGUAUCUCCACCUGAGCCCGGCGUACACGGCCGCCAACGCCGCCUUCACGCUCGACGUCGACGGCUUCGCGCCGCGGUACGUCGCGCCUCACCCGUACACGAACCAGCGCACGCUGAGCCUCGCGCGGGGCCCGGUCGUGUACUGCGUCGAGGACGCCGACCACCCCUGGGAGAGGAACCACUUCAAGGACAUGGCGCUCAAGAGAGGAGGCGAGGUCGAGGAGGAGUGGCGGGUCGACCCGGGAAGCGGGGAGGGGUAUUUCGCGCUGAAGACGGUCGGGUGGGAGAGGUCGCCGGAGGCCCUGGAGAGGGGCGAGGGAGGCAUCAGGAGGGAGCUCGUGUUUGUGCCGUUCUAUUUCAGGGCGAACAGGGGCGGCAAGGGGCAGAUGAGAGUUGGGCUUAGGGAUGACGGGCGUUGA